AGAGGAUGAGUCCCGGCGAGGCGGUGUGAGGUCCGCCCGUGGUGCAGCAGCAGCAGCAGCAUCCUGCCCAGGGACAGCAGCCCUCAGCAGUGCCUCCUGCUCACCCGCCGCAGCCGCUGGACCAGCUGCCUGUGUACAGGUGCCCGACCCUGCACGGAUGCACGGCAGAGCUGCUGCAAGUGUGCUGCUGAGUCCCUGAGCACGUCCCGGGGGUUUCACACCAGGGCUCUUCCCGACUGACUUGCUGGCUUGGGAAGAUCUGUGUUCUUUUUUUUUUUUUUUUUUUUUUUUCUUUUUCUUUUCAUUUUUUUCGUUUCCAUGCUCCUUCCUUGAGCAACUGGUUGUUAUCUGCAGAGGUCACGAAGGGGACCGGCACAGACUCCUGAGUCUGGCAUCAGGAAAUAUGACAGCAGAAGUAAAUGCUUGUUAACAUAAGGGAUUUACUGAAGAAGGAAGACAAAAUGCCUUUCAAAGGGUUCAGUUCACUGAAGGAAAGAUUUUUUAACCCAGGAAAGGAAGAGGUGAAGAACACCAUUAGUGACUCGCUGGGGAAUCUACGAAGGAAAAUCGAUGGCACCAAUGUAGAGGAGGAUCACAUUGAGCUGACAGAAGAGGGGCGGCCUGUGCAGGCCAGCACCCGCAGGCCGGCCCUGUGUAACUGCUACUGCUGCGGACUGCCCAAGCGCUACAUCAUUGCCAUCAUGAGUGGCCUGGGCUUUUGCAUUUCCUUCGGGAUUAGGUGCAACCUGGGUGUUGCCAUCGUAGAAAUGGUGAACAAUAGCACUGUUUAUGUCAAUGGUAAACCAGAGCUGCAGAAAGCCCAAUUCAAUUGGGAUCCAGAGACUGUGGGACUCAUACAUGGCUCUUUUUUCUGGGGUUACAUUGUAACACAAAUUCCAGGAGGGUUCAUCUCAAACAAAUUGGCUGCUAACAGGGUAUUUGGAGCAGCUAUUUUUCUAACAUCUACACUGAACAUGUUCAUCCCUUCUGCAGCAAGAGUGCAUUAUGGCUGUGUGAUGUUUGUAAGAAUUCUGCAAGGUCUGGUGGAGGGUGUCACCUACCCAGCCUGCCAUGGGAUGUGGAGUAAGUGGGCUCCUCCAUUGGAGAGAAGCAGGUUGGCAACCACAUCAUUCUGUGGGUCUUAUGCAGGUGCAGUGGUCGCCAUGCCAUUGGCAGGUGUGCUAGUACAAUAUAUAGGAUGGUCAUCAGUCUUUUAUAUUUAUGGAAUGUUUGGGAUAGUUUGGUACUUGUUCUGGCUGCUUCAUGCCUAUGAGAGCCCUGCUGCACAUCCAACAAUAACCAGUGAAGAAAGAAUAUAUAUAGAAACAAGUAUUGGAGAAGGAGCUAGCCUAGCUAGUGCAAACAAAUUUAGUACUCCCUGGAAAAGAUUUUUCACUUCAAUGCCAGUUUAUGCAAUCAUUGUGGCAAACUUUUGCAGAAGCUGGACCUUCUAUUUGCUCCUUAUAAGUCAGCCCGCUUACUUUGAAGAGGUCUUUGGAUUUGCAAUAAGCAAGGUUGGCCUUUUGUCUGCAGUUCCCCACAUGGUCAUGACAAUCAUCGUACCCAUUGGAGGGCAGCUAGCUGACUUCUUACGGAGCAGGAAGAUUUUAACCACUACCACUGUAAGGAAGGUCAUGAAUUGUGGAGGCUUUGGAAUGGAAGCAACCUUGCUUUUGGUGGUUGGUUAUUCUCAUACAAAAGGUGUGGCUAUUUCCUUUCUGGUGUUAGCAGUAGGUUUCAGUGGCUUUGCAAUUUCAGGAUUCAACGUGAAUCACUUGGACAUAGCCCCGCGUUAUGCCAGCAUUCUCAUGGGGAUCUCCAAUGGCGUGGGGACGCUGUCAGGCAUGGUGUGCCCACUCAUUGUUGGUGCAAUGACAAAACAUAAGACCCGUGAAGAAUGGCAAAACGUCUUUCUGAUUGCAGCCUUGGUGCACUACAGUGGAGUGAUAUUCUAUGCUAUCUUUGCUUCUGGGGAGAAGCAGGAAUGGGCUGACCCUGAAAAUCUCAAUGAAGAUAAAUGUGGCAUAAUUGAUCAAGAUGAACUGGCUGAAGAAACUGAGAUGAACAAUGAAACUUUUGUAAGUCCGAAGAAAAUGUAUGGUGCUACCAGUCAAAACACUGAAGUACAGAGAAGGGAAUGGAGAAAACAAAAGCAAAUAACUCAAGACAUGGAAGAACAGACUUCUUACCAUUAUGAAAAUAGAAAUUUUCAAGAUUUGUCAUAGUACUUGAAAUUGUAAGGUUUGUAUAGCAGUUACUCCCAUCUCCCCUUCUGCCUAGCUGCCCCAAAUCAUCUGGUAUCCAUAUUUAUUUUCUUAUUCAAUUGUGUAAAAUUGGCUUUGUGGCCAGACACAAGGAGUGGUAAUUCCCUUCUAACAGUGGCACUGAGAGAAGUGACACUAGGUCUUCACUCUGCCACUGGAUCCCUUUGGAAGAAGCUCCUGUGUCUGGUAGGGGAUGUACAGACCUGGUAAAGAUCCUUCCUGGUGGAAGCCUAUGACUGCGGGUACAAUGAGUGCCCUCACCUUCUCAUCUGAAUAGGGAACGGACAAGGUCAUAUCAAAUGGAGGAUCCACAGUGAUAUAUGUGGUUGUUGGGGCUCUAGCGGUGUGAGAAUUUGCCCUGAGGGACCCUGUUUUACCUUUUUAGGAUUGUUGUAGGUUGACAUUUGAGCUGCUUAACCCAUGUCAAACUGCAAGCUCAUGCUAAAAGAUCAAAGUGGAGGGAAAAAAAAAAGAUUUAUGACAUGAGGCUCUAAUUAAUUACUAAUAGUCAGUCAACAACAGGAGGAGGAACAUAUAGCAAAGAUAGCACAGUAUUGCUUUAACAGUUCCUUUAAAUUGAUCAUCAGCCUGCUUCAUAUGGAUAGUCCACAGGGUCUGGAUAAGGAGAUAAAAUGGAUACUUGUAAGAUUUGUCCCCCUCCAAAGAUUUUGUGCCGGCAUGAAAUAAUUUUGAAUACAAAAUCAUCAUUAGUGAUGCGAUAUUAUUAAUCCUUAUGAAAGGAAAUCAUCAUCCUGCUGGGAUUAGGUUUCUCACUCAAUUCAUUAUUGUGAAGUAAUUUAAAUAUAUUUUUCUAGUAUUAUAAUGAUAGAAUUCCUGAUGUCAACCCCAACAAUCUUUAUUUAGGCAAAUGAGCUUACACAAGUAAGGUCUUUAGUUCUAGAUCUGUAACUUUUUAUUCAUCUAUGCCACAGUCUCACUGUUGCUAUAAAUGAAGCACCGUACCAUCUAAGAAUUAACAGAAUAUCUGUGUCUAAAAGUAAUUUUAUUUUGCUAUAGGUAUGUGGUUUACAAUAUAACGUGGCUAUAACAUUUUCCUACAAGUUUAGAAUCAACCAGUGGAGCAUGCUGUGUCAUCACAAACAGUUAGCUGCAACUCAGAGACCCAUUGUGGCAUUAAUAUUCAUUUCAUAAUGGAGAAUUUCAGUAAGAUAUGAUUUAAAUUGUCUUACAUUAUUAUUAUUGCUUCAUUAAAUCAAGUGAAAGCGAUCCUGUCUAGUCUAUGAUGUGCUUUGUGAUAUUUCAUUAUUGUUGUUCUCAUGUACCGUAUACAGCCACUGUGAUGCACACAAGAUGAGAACAUUUCUAAUACUCAUUUUGCUGUUUUGUUGAAGCACAAUUGAAUACCAUGAGUGGAAUUACACUUGUACAUUCAUUUGAAUCUGUGGAUGAUUUAUUUUCCCUACAAAUGUAACUAAACACGGAGAUCAGGAAGUUAGUGAAUUCUCUUUAUAUGCCACUUGUUCAUUUCCUACCCAGCAAAAUCCAAUCUACAACAGUAUAUAUGGAUGAGAAGUAAAGUGAGGUGAAGGCAUGUCUAAUGUCAUUUCAGUGAGGAUUUUAAUUGGUAUUAUCAGAUAAUUUAAUUAUAUGAGCAUUGUUAUGGUACAGUGUAAUCCUACCUCGACACAAUGCAGUUUAUUAAUAAGCCUCUUCAUAUAGAUACUUAUUAAAAAUUUUACACAUCA
This is a messenger RNA of Oxyura jamaicensis (ruddy duck), 3970 nucleotides long. It is a transcript of the gene SLC17A8, whose product is annotated as solute carrier family 17 member 8. The record is from RefSeq and is a predicted model, not a curated record. Bases 420 to 2225 code for a protein of 601 amino acids. The transcript is spliced from 12 exons. Gene Ontology annotation, cellular component: synaptic vesicle membrane; excitatory synapse. Lineage: Eukaryota; Metazoa; Chordata; Aves; Anseriformes; Anatidae. Gene Ontology annotation, biological process: regulation of synapse structure or activity; monoatomic anion transport; transmembrane transport. Gene Ontology annotation, molecular function: neurotransmitter transmembrane transporter activity; L-glutamate transmembrane transporter activity.